AUGUCAUUGAUUGAUAAAAAAGUUAACAGUAGACAUCAUAUUGCCAUUGAUCCAGUGACGAAAACUACUAAGAAGAUAAGUGGAAAUAUAAUGCCUCCUCUAACUGGUAGUGGGUCGCAAAUUUGGAAUAUAACAAAGGCCUACAUUCUCAAAUUGAGCAGCUAUGCUAUCGUACAAGAAAUGGAUAAAGAAGGCAUUCCUCCAGAUCAACAACGUUUGAUUUUCGCUGGUAAACAAUUGGAAGAUGGGCGGACUUUAUCGGAUUAUAACAUACAAAAGGAGUCGACCUUGCACUUGGUACUCCGUCUCCGUGGUGGUAUAAUUGAGCCAUCGUUACGUAUUUUGGCCCAAAAGUACAAUUGCGAUAAGAUGAUUUGCCGCAAAUGUUACGCGCGCCUGCAUCCUCGUGCCACCAAUUGCCGCAAGAAGAAAUGUGGUCAUACCAAUAAUUUGCGUCCUAAAAAGAAGUUGAAAUAAAUUUAUGGCUUCAUAAUAAAAAUAAUUACGGUUAUGAAAUUAGUCCAA
This is a messenger RNA of Glossina fuscipes, 525 nucleotides long. It is a transcript of the gene RpL40, whose product is annotated as ubiquitin-60S ribosomal protein L40. NCBI's taxonomy places the organism in Eukaryota, Metazoa, Arthropoda, Insecta, Diptera, Glossinidae. Gene Ontology annotation, molecular function: structural constituent of ribosome; ubiquitin protein ligase binding; protein tag activity. Gene Ontology annotation, biological process: modification-dependent protein catabolic process; translation; protein ubiquitination. Gene Ontology annotation, cellular component: nucleus; ribosome; cytoplasm. The record is from RefSeq and is a predicted model, not a curated record. The transcript has 2 exons. Bases 1 to 477 code for a protein of 158 amino acids.